CUUGACUCGGGUUUGAGCUGCAGGCUGUCAAUUGCAGUCUCGUUGUCUCCACUUUACUCGCAACAUCCAGGCGGGUAACAAUGUGAGGGAGAGACGGCUGUUUUAUCCCGGACCUCCCGCGUCUCGGCCCCCCCUCGUCCGCCCAGGAUGGAUGAGAGGAGAGCUGAACCGGACCGCAACACCGGCGCCAACCCGGUUUCGCUUUAUGGGGAGUUUACGGUCGCCGGUAACCGAAAAGUCAGGUGUGCCGUCAGCUUGACCGAAAAGGACCUACUUGUGCAGAGGCUCACCUCGACACCUGUCGGGCGGAACAAGAUAGUUCUGAGCCUGAAAGACUGCGUCGGCUGCCGGGCUUACCGGGGUGAUGAUAACUCGGACCCAGCAGCGUACCUGUCCGUCUACUUCUACCCGCUUAAACGGCGCUGGAUGAGUUCCGGGGUCUCGCGACAGAGAGUGGAGCAGUGCUUCCGUCUCGCGGCGCUCCAGGACCCUCGCGCCAACCUGGAGGAAGCAGAGAAGUGGGCUCGCGCCGUCCGAGAACGCUCUGCCCGGCAACAGUAUCUAAGAGACGGUGAGUGCUCCUCAGCAACAGGAGGGGAAAGUUGAUGUUUCUGUCGUUUCGUACAGCAGGACUCCACACUUCAUAUGUAGAAACUGAACAGAAUUAAUAAAUUCAUGAAUAAAAAUAGAAAAAAUGAGAAAAAAAACAAAACAAAUGGUGACCAAUAAUCCCAUUUUCUCCCACACACUGUGCUUUUUUAAAAAUAAGUAAAUAGCUUGUCGUGUUUUAAGAAGCACCAAGGGGUGAGUUAUUGAAAGACUUAACUCUGAACAAUCAAGAUUUGGCAUGUAAGUGUCUGCUUAUAGCUUCUAGAUCUCCCUCAAACAGCAGAUAACUGUCAUACUAACUACACUUUGUGAAAACACUGUGCCAACAAUUUAUCCAUACUAUAUCUGUACUUGUGCUUUAGCCUACCACAUUUUGCCCUUCUUGCUUUUAGUAGUGAUUAGAAUAGCCACCCCUAUCACAGGACUGUUAUUGAGGGACAUUUCUGCAUACAACAUAGCCUGCCUGAUAAGAGUAUUGGUCUUUAUUGUUACAAAUUUCCCAGCCUUGCUUAUUUUAAUUCAUAUAAACCCUUGUCUUUCACCUAUUUUGACCUGCUUUUAAUUCCCAGAAUAUCACUUUGUUACCUGCAAAGACUCACAGUUAUCCUUCAUGGUUUAUUCAGUAGACCUGGUCUGAUAAAGAGGAUGGAUUACAUACAAGAAAGGGGGCAUAGCUGCUUGACUCGACUUCUUCCCAAUAACAAGCAAUAGGGUGACUAAUAGUAGUAAAAUGUCUCCUUACAUAAAAGUCCGUCAUAAGUUUACCCAAUAUUUCAACUGAGUAAUUACCUGAGGAAGUAUUUAGUCAAAUGACUUUACAGUACAUAUCACUUGUAUAGUCUCUGUCAAAAAACCAAGAUGGCAAUCGUCCAGAUACCAAACCUAAAGCUUUAUGAUAAUAGUCCACAGUGGACAGUGGACAAUGUUUUCAUGGUUACAGGCAUGUCUUAUAGUGUAUGGUACAGUGUCACCUUUCAGUAACCCUAGCCUGCAAACAUACCGUAAGCACAAAAGACCCAAGAAAGCACAAGACAGUAUAGGAAGUAUUGCUGCUAUUGAAUUCACGUCAAGGUGAUUAUCCUGUAGCUAUAGAACUGCAUCCUUAUCUCCACAGAGUCACACGGUAGCAUUACCCUUAACCUGCUUCUAUAUCAAUUAAACAAAAAGGAAAGGCGUGGUAUGGAGAGUUAGCCCAGCCUGCAAACAAAACAUCUUAGCUAAAAAGACACCUGAGAAAUACAAGGAAAUAUGACAUGGAGAUUAAGUAGUGACACCAGGUAUAAGUACUCCAAUGGGAAAAUGUUCUAUAAUUGGAGAUUUCUAAAGAUAUGUCCCCUCAUUAUUUGUUUUACACACCAAUAUGUCCUGACUCUGAGGAGAAAGAAAUAAAAUGCAGCUCUUUGCCUCACACAAACUUCUUAUUCCACACAACGACAGUAUCAGUGGCACUCUGUGACCCAGAUAACAUUUCCCCAUUUGCACAAAUGUAUUUUUAAUGAGGCUAAAUAUUCUGCAAUUCUAUACGGCUUGUCUUUGUCAGAAUAGGAAGAGCAGACUUUUAGUAACUCAAGACAGUAUUAUUUGCUUUACACAUAAUGUGAUUCCAGGACCUGGAGUUGAACCUGAGACAGUUACCCAACAAGUUUUGUACCUGGGGACAGAGAACUAAACACAAAUGUCUCUGUAGCUUUAGCUGCUCUGUAGUCAUGUAGUACACCUCUACCUCCGCCUAGUUUAUUCAGACUGCUGUGUCUGGAGUCAUUUAAAAACAACUUUAUAUCCUCUUGGAAAAAAAGGAUAUAUAGUUAGGACAGGGUUGUUUUUAUUCCUGUCAAGCUUUACCUUCUUACACAUUUAGUUAGUAUUUUUUGGUAGAUUAACUCACCCAAAUUCAUUUAAAUUGUUCAUAGUCACCUUAGUGGCCAACAACUGACCAAUGAAACAAAAGUUAACUUAAUUUACAGACGUAUGUUUCACUGCUUUUCAUAAUUUGACAGAGAAUUUUGCAAAAAAAUAAACCUAUAAAAUCUCAUUUUAAAGCGUAGUUUUCAUCUCAAGAAAGUUCAUUAGCCACUCACUAAGAUGCUUCAUUGAUAUUUAUUGUGUCCAUCUGUCUAUUGGUAGGAUAGUUUUGCACUUCUGCUUAAGUGUCUCACUUCAGUGGACUUUUGCUGUCUGCAAAAUUAAAUUUAUAUGUCAUUUAGGCUUCAGGGCUUUCCGAUCUCUCUCAGGUAUGAGAGCGGGUUUGCAGUAUAAGGCACGGUGCAAAGUAAGUUACUCACCAUGCCAAAGGCCCUGUGAACCAUAAUAAAUCAUGUUCAGGAGCUCUGUAUCCAACCCAUUAGUCUUGAUGAGGUCGGCGCUGCCUGUCUGACCUCUUCCAUCAAUACUUUCACAUAUGUCAUUGUCAGGAUUUCCUGUGUAGUGCUCUUAAAAUCAUUCAGGAAGCAUCUAUUUUCUCCCGAUCUAUUUACAGGUGGCAGGCUAAGUCAUUGCUGAAAAUGAGAUAGAAACCUACACUUGACUCUAAACAUGGCCUGAGAAAGUGUUUUAGCAGAUUUUCUUAGGCUGUGCAGUGUGUCUUCACUACUUAAGGUUUAUUAUCUGAGAGUCCUGCUCUCUCCCUCUUAAGUUAUCUUUUCCAACUCAACUCUGCUUCUCUACGUCCUUUAAAAGAGAUUUAAUUCACUUACAUGUUCUGUUCAUGACGUCAACACAAGUUUGCAUGAUAAUGAAUCAUGCAUCUGAUGAAAUUUCAACACAACAAGCAGUUAGUUGGCCGAGAGAAACUGUUGAGUCACGUUUGGCGUCUGUUGCUGUGCACUUUUUGUUGAUGAGGAAGCAGUCUGACAGGUCACAGGGCACAGAUUUUUGCCUAUAGACUGUUAGGGAGAUGCAGUGCAGAGUGUUUUUCAUGUUGGGCCAAGUGUUGGCACCAGACUUUAAACACAAGAUUUGAGCGGACGUGAGGUGACACACACACAUCAUUUUGUUGGCAUUAGUCCUUAACACGUCAGGGUGCUGACUCAAGCCCCCCAUGAAUACCAUCCCAGCUCAGACAAUUGAAAUUGACAGCUCAGAUGCAUCGCCAAGUGUUUCCUAGAUAGUAUUGACCCUUUGUUGUCGAUAACUCGAUUGAGUUCAGCUUUGGACAGAGCUGUCAUUAGCAUGAGUCAGCUGACGGCAGUUGGCAGAGUUCCUUGUAAUGAUUGGAUCGAUCGCUGUGGUUUAUCAUCUGGCUUGAGCACUUUGCUGUUCAAUGACAAUGAUUUACAACACGUUAGCAACUGGAUGGGAUUAAUUCAUCGGGGUAGUCUUUGCUGAGUCAUCACAGCAAAGACUACCUGGCACAAACUGUUGUUUUACUUAUUUAAGGAACUACUCCAGAAAAUGAACACAUCUCUUCUGCCUUGUCGCAUCAGUUACGUGCCCAGUAGUUCAUUUCUCAGCCUUUGGUGAAAGCAGCAGCAGUAUGACAAGUAUUUUUCAAGUGUGGUCCCUCAGGUCCCCAUAUGAAAUUGUUGUGUUUCAGUAAUAGUGAGAUUAAUUUGGACACUUGGGGGUUAAAUGUUGGCAAAAGAAACUUUUUCCUCACAUAGAUCAUGACUUGUACUAAUGCACCAUAACUGAGUAAGGCUGCUCGUAAAAGAUUGAAACCAUGGAAACAGCACUGAUGGAUAGUCGGAUGAGAAGCACCUUGUUCGGCGGUCUCAAGGGGGGACCAGCUGCUCCUUUUAGCAGCAAAAUCCAGGCCUCUCAGGCAGACAAUGAUAUUACUCGUACAUUACCUCUGACCUAGACAGGGCUGAGUCUAGACUGACUGUUUGUUUACUUUAUUACAAAAACAUAUCAUACGCUAAUUAAAUUCUCAUGUUUACUCGGCUGUUGAGGGCGGAUCAAUAACCGGUUAUGUGACUUCAGAGUGCUGCUAAUGUAUUUGAGUUAUUUUUGAAGAUGGUAUCUUUUUUUCUCUGAUUAUUAAAUCUUUUUUCUACUUCUGUUUGAAAAAAACAUUUUUGAUGCAUGAUGCAAAUGAUGCAUUAUCAUUUGCACAACUAAUGAAUGAAUUCAUGUAUAAUCUGUGGAAAUGCAGAUGGUCUUUGCUUUUGAAAUUCAAUGUAAAUCGCUGUAAAGUUUAAAUAUUCCAUCGCAGGCACUGAAAUGAAAAACUGAUGCUCUAUAGGCAGAUUUUUAUGUGGGACGAUAUGCAAAUAUCUUGACUGUUACAUAUUUUCAUAUACGGUAUGUCCUUUUUUAGAAUUAUCAGUAUUUGACUUCAGUGUGUUGGGGAAGAGUGGGUGAUAAUAAGCAUGAGUUGACUGGUAGGUGCUUUCUGUGACAAUGACACAACAGAGAGCAGAUGUUUAGGAAUUAGUCAGCAUCUAUUGAAACUUGUAGAACUGGAAAAAACCCGAGACUGUUCCAGCGAACGGGUGAUUAAUCAUUUUCAAACUGACCAGAAUGAAGAAACUUCCUCAUUUCGCUCAUUUCAUUCAUAAAACAGAAGGUUGUUCCUCUUUGAGUAAAACGAGUAAAAGGGUUGUCUUCCAUCAGCAUUUUUAACUGUGUGUGUAUGUGUGUGCUUGUGUGUGUUGUGUAUGUGUGAAUAUGGUCAGGCGGUGGUAGCAGCAGUCCUCUCCCUGAGGACUCCUCCUCAUUUGAAACAUGCUGCGACUGAGCUUGACGUGUUGUCGUGACCUCUGAUUCAGCCUCUCUGGAGCUUUCUCUUUCUUUCUCUCUGGAGUCUCACAGCAGCUUUGUAUCUGUAAUGACAUUCUCCUCCGCUCUCUUCACUCUCACCCUCUGGACCUAUAAAAGUUUGCCCCGUUGUCGACUGUGCAUUAUACUGACAUGCAUUAGAAGCAUCACCAGCUAUUCUCAGAAAGUGCUUCCCAAAUUGUUCUGUGAUACGCCGACAGCAACAACAACCACUAAUUGGACAGUCGGUCUUCGGAGCAGCUGGUUUACCUCAAAAAAGCGGGUUUUCGCCUGGUAAAAGAACAUGUGGUUGUGUUUUUUUCUGCAUUUGGAAAUCCACUUCCUCAAUACACUGACCCACAGCACAUUUAUAAUCAUCUAGCUGUUUGUUUUUAACAGUUUGAUAGAGUAUGAUGUUUUGCUCUCAUUCUUUGACCCAAAAACUGUCUGAUGUUUGCAUGAAACAAUGUGUUAUACUAAGCAUUUCAGCUCCAGAUCCUUUUAAAUUAAAGCAUCUUUAACCGAACGCUGAAUUAGCUGAACUAUAACUAAAUGACUCUCAGAAAGUUUGUUUAAAUAUGCAACCUCUCCGUGUUGUGAGGUCUGCAACCUUAAAAUACUCACACACAAGUCCCUCUAUGAAAUCUCAUUCUCAUCAUUAAACAAAGCCGGGAAAGCAGCGUGCACAAGCGGUUGAGAGACAGUGCAUGAUGAUUUUAAUGAAAACCUCAAUGUCGUAAACUCUCUGCUGUUCCUUAUAUAGAUCUACAGGCAGCCGACCACAGUCACCUCCUCCUCCUUUCUUCCACACCCUUUGUGGUUCUGGCUCAGCAAAAAUCCGCUGUGUGCCUAAACUGUCUCCACUCUUUGAUUUACAGACAGCUUUAUGCAUCUGAAUUUAUCACUGUGCCGAUGCAUGUAUAUGACUGCAUUUAGGUUUAGUGAGGGAAAAUAAGGUUUUCUUAAAGGUACAGCGGGAGAUACAGCUGUAAACAAAGAGGGGAUGUACGAGAUAAAAAACCAGAGUGGGGAAACAUACUUACUCUUUGAUAAAAUAUUUGUAGUUUCAAAUGCACUAGGUUUAAAUAUUUGUUGAACACAGACACGAAUCAGGCCAACAGUUCCUCUGAGCGGAGAAGAGGAAAGGCAGGAAUAUUUCAGGAUAAAACUGCCACGACUGCCAUAUAGCUGCUACAUCAGCUUUCAAACAAACCCUAGCUAACAUUAGUGUUAGCCAUGAACCAAAUGCUCACACACUAUCAUACCAAAAUGUAAGUCGCCGAUAGCGGGCUAGCUAGACUUCUGCUAGCAUUCUGCAAUCUAACUUGAAAGCUAAUGUUAGCCCACAUUGUAGAAAGCCUGAACAUAUCAGACCAUAGACUGUAUAUAGAAUGGACGCCGUCUGCCUCCUCAAUGGGUGAAGCCACUCCGAGAACAGCCCCCUCUGGUGACAGGCUGCAGUAUAGGUCAUAGAUCCCGCCUCCUCCAGCAAAGCUCAUGGAGCUGUGGACAAACUUUAGACAUUUAUUACACAGAACAUGAUUUUUUCUCCCCCUUGCUUGUGAUGUUGACAUGUAGUUACAGUAAGACUGGUUUGUGCUCAAGUCCUCUUUAUCUGUGAAGCUCUGUUUUUAAAAGUUAUUAGGGGGUCCAAGUUUUCUAUGAUUGACACCUGAUACAGCCUAUUGGUAGGCCUGUCACGAUAACAAAUUUUGCUGGACGAUAAUUGUGCUACAAAUUAUUGCCGAUAAACGAUAUUAUUGACACCGUUUUUUAAAUUAUAGAUAAUGAUAUUAAAUGGAAUAAUAAUGCGAGUACACCGUGUCAAAAGUGAUAAACUUUAAUUUCACCCACGACGAAGACGUAACGUUGACGAGGUAAACAUAAGUCGGAGAUGACUAAAAUGUGACGAGACGAAAGUGCGUUUACGUUGAUGGGACGAGACGAAAAUGACGAACAGAGUUGCAAAACUCAGUCAAUUAAACGCUAAACAUAUAGGAGCAGCUUCAGUCCGCUCUGACAGCUCUCAUCAGCCUGCUGUGCUCCUCCAACACACAGACACACGCGCGCGCGCACACACACACGUGGAGUUCUGUGCUUGACGAAAACAAAACUGGUUUAAAGCCGAAAUAUUCCCACACUUGGGCUGUUGCGUUCGGUUUAGACACCAAAGCUGUCGUGUUCAUUCUGUUUGCUUGCUUUUCACUCACGACGCUCACUUGCAGCACUGUAUUCAAAAAGUCUGUGUCUGUGUGCCUGUGCGCGCCAGCCCCCUCGUGACAAAGACACUGAAUGACUGACAGGAGGGUUCACUAACUCCGUUCAUUCCGCUAUAGAGACAACGCCCCCAGGUGCCGAGAAAAAUGCGCAGAGUGAGACCUCUUCUCUCAUCCAGCGUGUUUGGUAGCGAGAGAGGAGGAAAACAAAUGCACGUCAAUUAUCGAGGCUGGCAAAAUGACCGACCUCAUUUUUAUUUACCGAGCGAUAAGGCGAUUUAUUGAUUAUCGCGACAGGCCUACCUAUUGGCAUUCAAGGAUUGUGUAAUUCACCCGAUGAUGACAGCUGACAACCGAUUUCUGUCUAACAUUACCAUUUGAAAAUAAGAUACAAAACAACAUUGUAGCUAAUCGUAAACUUAACUGGACCAAUUAAACAUUAACAGUUCAGCAGUGAGUGCUUAAUGAUCACAGAGUUAUAUCUUUGGGUUUACCCAGCUAUCAGUACUAUGAGCUUAGAGUUGGUUAGUAGCCACCUUAAAGAUAGGAUAAGAUAAGAUAUUCCUUUAUUAGUCCCACAGGGGGGUAUAAAAAAAAAGGAAAUAAAGUGUCUUAAUUUUCUUUCUUUUUUUUUACAUUAAAUAUGCUGUUAUUAGUGGUGCUUUUAUAUCAUCUUUAUUCAAUAACGUCUAGAGUUACAAUAGUCAUGAUGUGAACAUGAAAAGAUAAACUUAGGUGAUCACUUUGCCAUACCUCCAUAAAGCAGUUUUAGUUGAAGCACUUGUGCAACAGUGUUGAAAUAGAAAUUGCUUUGAAAUACCUUAUAUAGUAAAAAAAUGUAUUUGUCAAUCCUCAUGUUUUUAUUUGUUUGUAGCAGUCGUGCACCGCCAAAGAAAUAUUAAUGUACAAAGUAAAUGUAGCUUUCAAAUAUAAAAUAAAUUUAGCCAAUGAAAAAGUGAAGUUUUUCCAUCUGAAAUAACACAAAAUUAAUACAAAAUUAAGAAAAACUCAAAUGCCACCCAAAGGUGACCUCAAGUGUAGUACUUGCAUAAUAUAAUGCAGUUGCAGUCAACCACUAAAUAUAGUAUAUAUAAUGCAAGAGUUUUCAAAUGCUGUGAUUAAAGAUCCACAUGUGAAUUUACUUCAAGUCAGAGGUUUGGAAAAUACCAUCCAGCCACAUAAAUGAAGGUUAAAAACAGAGUAAAGUAAAUUUAGCCGUAAGAUCUGUCAACUUUUCCGACAUGGACUUUUCUGUUUUUAUUUUGCUUAUUUUGCUGUGAAUGUUCUUGAGAAAACCAUUGCAAACAAAUUAAGACUCGGCUGAUUCUUAUACUUUACAAAUGCAUGGAAAAAUUAUAUAAUAAGUUAAAGAAUAUCCUUAUGUGUUUAGUCCUGAUCUUAACUUUGUGAAUGAUAUUUGAGUGUAAGAACUCACCCUCUAAUCCUGGUGAAAACAUCUCCGGCAUUGUGCUGUAUCUCUAAAUUACUAUCCUGAGGUUACAGCUGGUAUGUAGAUAACUACUCCAACUAUAGGUGUCAGAUUUCAAACUCAUAACGACCAAAAGGAUGUUUGCAGAUACUUUUAUAGUUUGAGUAGUUUCCUGAAAGACUUAAAACUCCACAUUUUAUUCGUACUUCUCAUCUCAAUCUGCAGCCUUGUGAAUUGUUUGUGAGCCACGCUGGGACAAAGCUAACAUUUAGUAGACUUUGGAUAUAUCUGUCAUAUUACAAGAGGAGGGUUUAAGAACCAGGUCAAAUACAUGUUAAUCCACUAAUUCCCUAAAUGUGGAAACUGGAUUCACUCCUAAUGGGUGCCUGUCACGGCUUAGAGCUCACUGAACAGUGCACAGAAAUGUAAGAGAAGUAAAAGCACUAGAACCUGUAGCCAGGUGUGCGGCUUUAAAUACAAGCCCUCUGUCGCUUUGUUGAUCUCGUGUGACCGGCAACAACUUAAUCUAGGAAAGAUGGAGAGACCGAACACUGUUUGCUGUGUUCUCAGUUUGGUGUCAUUGUCCUGUUUUGACUGAUGGAGGAUGACUUUAUCAGAGACAGGAGGAUGCUGAGCUAUCUGCAUGCACACUUUGUGGUUUUGGCAUUCAUAGUAAAUACACUAGAUCACUAGUGAAAGCUGCUGUGUGUUGAAAGGGUUCCUUUUGCACUCAGAACAACUGUCCAAGAAUCAUCGUGUUUGUAUCUUAGAAGUUCAGUUGUUACCAUUCCUCUCUCACAAAACAUUUUCCACAGUCCUCUGCAUUUGCACUGGCACAGCAGCUCCCUCCUCCUUUACAUCAGUGCUAUCCAGCCUUUAUUUGCUUGAAGCCCCCCUUCUUCUAAGAUAAGAUUAGAUGUUCCUAUAAUAGUCCCACAGGGGGAAAUUCCAAAUUUACAGCAGAAUAGUACAAACAUACAAAGAGAAAUUAAAGGAUAAAGAAACCUAAAGUUAAGUUAAGAAAAAAGAAAAAGAUAUUUACAUCAGUCAUAUUUACAUGUGUACAGAAUAUUAUAUCUAUCUAUCUAUCUAUCUAUCUAUCUAUCUAUCUAUCUAUCUAUCUAUCUAUCUAUCUAUCUAUCUAUCUAUCUAUCUAUCUAUCUAUCUAUCUAUAUGUAAACUGGACAACCCCCUACCCCAACAUUAUUGAGCAAAACGUGUUUUUUUUUAACCCAAACUAUCCAGCAAGUGUGAUAUCAUGAUUUAAGUUAAUACCUGUAGAUUUAAUCUUGACAACCUCAGAGCAGACAUAACCUCCUCUCACCCCUGACUUGGACUCCAGGUUAGGACCUAUUUACAUUCAUACUUGUGAUCAGGGCCUGACCGAUAAGGAAAUUUUGGGGCCGAUGCUCAUACCGAUUAUUAGGGGGGAAAAAAAUCUGAUUACCAACUAAUCGGACGAUUUUUGAAAUUUUUUAUAAAGUUAUAAAAAAUAUAUAUACUGUAGUAUCUACAGUAUACUUAACACUGUGGAUAUACUGUAGGCUACUGCUCUUCACGCCAACAGGAAGACUGACUGAUCAAACUCAGACCAGAAAAGCAUUUUCAACUUUUUCAAAUGGCGGAACAUUUUCAAAGUGAGACCGAAUCUUAUUCUCUGCAUUUUAUUUCUGAAAAUAUCUGCGAAAAUCUGCAAGUUUUGGCAUUUGAUUUGACCAAUUAGUCUCAAACGGGCUUAAAUUGGCCGAUUUAAUAGCUCGCUGAUAAAUCGUUUGGGCCCUACUUGUGAUGCAAAACUUUUCUCUUUCAAAAAAAAAAGAUUUGACUAAAUGUCACCAAAUUCAAACCGCGUUGGUCUGUUCCCAUUCGAGGCUGAGUGAUGUGGCGUGGGCUGAGCAGAGUGUGAUGAAAACCUUGUGCUUUUUGAAAAUCAAGAUUGCUGCCUGAGCCCUUCCUUAAUCACUGACAGUUUCUGCCUCGUCAUGCUUGGUGGCUGAAGUUGAAGCUGAUUUGAAGGAAGUUGAAUGAGAGCGAAGUGUGACUGACUGAUGUGAGCACAGGUCACCACAGUGAGUCAGUGUGAGUCGUCUGGAGGAGAGUGAGUGACCAUAUAUGGUCAUGGAUCAUCUUUUCAUUUACAUAAUGAGGGUGCAACAUUUAAUCUUGUUUAAAUAUGAUAAGAAUCCGGACUCGGGCUGUCAAGAAAUGAGUUCAUCUCUGUGUCUGGGCUAACUUAUUGUCUGCUGGGUUUCGAUGCUGCUGAUGGUGCUUUUUGGUGCUGCUGAUCCUUUUCUGUCCCUCUUUCCACUCGAGGGAACCUGGAAGAUGCAUGUUUGAAGUUUGUUAGACCUUCAUCUCUGUGUCUGUCUCACAGAGUCUGACAUCCUGUUGAAUGUACCGCAGCGAUGUCAGACAAAACCGAGAAAGCCGUCUAUUUUCAAGCUCUAUAAGCACCCGGAUUGCUAUUACAGGGAAACCUUGACGGAAAAUGUGUUUUUUCCGGCUCCUGGGUUUUUCCCUUUCAUUUCUGCUGUCAUUUCCUUCGGUAGUGAUUAUUCCAUUAAGAUCAGGGACAGUAACCAUGCUUUCUGUUUGAAGGGAGCAGAUUAGACGUCUGUAACCACAGAUCAAGUGAAUGCAGUUGAGAUGCGGGGCAGAGCUUUUGUUGCUGCCGUUGUUGUUGUUCUUCAUCUUUUAUCAUCUCAGCUGUUGCUCAUGAAGGGGGAUGAAUCAGUUUGGCUGCUUCUUAAUCUGCAGCAGAGUCAUCCACUUUCUCAUGUCCUCCAAGAUAGCAAUUAGCUUUUUAAGAUUGUCCUAGCUGGAGCUCUGUCAUCAUUAUCUGUCGUAACUUUUGGUGUAAUUUCAAAGUGAGAAGCUAAUCAGGGAGCGUAACUAACCAUAAAACAGACUUGUGAUGAAAAGAGAGAGUGUCUUUGAGCUUUUAUGUUUACGGGCAGGAACUUCUAUCACCACUUGAUAAACCCAUAGCUGCACUCAUCCCUUUACAAACAGACCACACGCACUGCUGCUUUCACAUACCAGCAAGCUUCAAAGGGGGUGAAAUAUUCAGGAAAUUGAAAUAAAAUGUUCAUCAUGGUUCAGUUUUUCUGUUUUUGUCAGGGCAGAGCUUGUAUUAUCUUCACAUUGAUGUUGAUUUGAGUCUUCUUUGAUAAAGUGUUUGUCUUAUUCUGGUAUCAUGAGGUCACUGCAGCAGAGCUAAUCAUAGAGGAGGAAACGAGGAGCAUGGACAGACAGAGAUGAGGAGAUGGACAGAUAGAUAGAACCCUCAGGAAUGUUUAGGGAAGGGGAGGGGCAGCAUACAGGAAGUGGCACGGGACUGGAUUUAGCCCACAGAGUCAGCGUGGGUGUCAGGGCACACAGACAGCAGGGUCAGGCCCUUUAGUGUCAGCUGUCAGGAUUCUUGAGGGCGUUUGUGGGAAUUUCCUUCAGGAGUCUGGUCGUUAGGUUUCGGAGAUGGGGCCACUUAAACAUUUUUCCCGCAGAUAAAGUGUCUGCAUGAAUAUAAACUCAUCUGAGAAAUACAAGAACAGGGAACUGGCAGAAGCACACAGAGUGCAUGUUAAACUCCUGCCUUUUCUGUUUCUUAAUUAUAUCAUCACAUUAUUAUAACACUAUAAGUUAGGGGUGGGAGAAAGAAUCGAUACAGCAUAGUAUCGUGAUGUUUUGUCUGGUGACGUAUCGUAUCACCUCAUUUACAAAGUAUAUAUUUUUUAAAUUAAUUGCUAAUAUGAAGUCAAAUCUAUGAUAAUGGAAAAAAAUGAACUGUUUGUGCAGUGAGGUGACGUCAUAGAGGAGAAAAAGUUAGUACAACAAAUAUAUCAAAAGGUUUGUAAUAUGUGCUACAUGAAAAUAAAAUACAGUGUAAACAAGACAAACAUAAAGGAAAGACAAAAAGUAAAUCAGCUAAACAGUUGAAAAAGUUAUUCACUAUACUCACUGUAUUGCAAAAUGUUAAAAAUCGCAAUAAUAUUGUAUCCCAGCCAAAGUAUCAUGAUAAUGUCAUAUCAUGGGGCCACUGGUGAUUCCCACCUCUAUUAUAAGUUAAGUCCCACUGUUGAAUGAUCGGACUAGCUCAGCAAAGAGGAAAUUUGUAAGAGAAUAAAUAAGAAAUGACCAACACAGCAGUUUUUUUUUGUUUUGUUUGCUUUUUGUGUGGUACAAUCUAGAAAUUGCUGGGACAGCUUUUAAACCCCUAUUACAAACGCAGGUUUAUGCGGCUAUUGGAAAUGAUUGAACAGAUUUACUGAAAUCAUUAAUAAAGUCAUGAAAAAACAUCGCUUUCUGGUUACUUCUUUCAGUCUAAGCUUGCUAAAAAACAUACAAUUAGAGAAUUCAGAAUGGCAAGUUAAAGCUGCUGGAGGAGAGUGCAAAGUUGUGUUUAGUCUCUUUUCUAAAGAAAUCAAGCAAAGUUAAAAAGAUGUUUGAUGGCUAGUGCUAUUGCUAGCACCCUAUAUGUACUGUUGAUGAAGUUAGGUGCUGGCUUUAGAGUGGCGUUUUGGUUGAGGUUUGUUUAUGGCUCCUUGGACUCCUGUGUAUUGCUAUCCUGCGGUUGUUACUAAAGUUGGUAUAACUAGAGAAGCAAGCAGUCGGCAACAUUCAUCUCUUGAGGGGAGUGACUAACUCGGUGUUAUGGUGUGUUUGACCCUAGAUUAAUUUUACCCCGGAAUAUCCCUUUAACUAAAUGUUAUUCACAAUAAAUUCAAACUAAUAUAUAAUCAAGUAGCCAGGGUAAAUUCAGGCCACCAAAAACAAACUUUGUUCAUAAAAAGUUUACCUCCUGUGCACUGUGUACCCAAACUGUCCACCUAACAGCUCCAGUUUUUUACAGCCUCUCUCAACAUGACAUAAAUCAAACAUUUUUUAGGAAGUGGUGGUUAACUGUCAAGUAAAAUUACCCUCAUUUGUGCAUUUUGUGCCGUAAAAUCCUCCUUUUGAGUUCACUCUGACAAAUGACCAGGAAGAAGGUGGGACAAAGGGGCCUCGUUGGACAGGUCUGCUUUGUAAGAUGAGAAUAUAACAUCAACAUGGAGAUUAACCUGCCGAUCAUACUGAGAUGCUAACAGCCUUUUUCAGUUACUGUCAGGAUUAUGAGAGGACAAAAAUGCUGGAGGACUGAUGAGGUUACUCCGGGUCAAACUCCACUGACAGAGGUGAACAAGGUGUGUUAAGGUAUAAACCUUUUCCUGACCUGUUUCUCUGCAUUCCAGCUGCGUCACUGACACUCCUGAAAGUGCAGUAUGGUUGAAAACUAGCUCUGCCUGUUAGAUUUUGAACCUGUUAGAUCUGUCUGUCCCCGGAGUAUCGGCUCUUUGGUCGUUCCAGCUCGUCGUUACUCAUUUAGCAGCUGUCAGACUUGUUUGGAUGGUUCGGCGUCCUCCAUGCCCAGAUUUUGUUAGUCUUGAAAUAAGAAAUCCGGCAGACUGCGACAUAAAGUCAGAUUGCUCUCCAAGAGGUUUGCCUCGCUGAGAUACUUUGUUGUUUAUGUGUGUGUGUGUGUGUGUUGACAAGGCGUCUCACCGCAUCAUGUCGUAUCUACAACAAAGAGGACUGUGUGUACCUACUUUAGAGAUGAUCCCACAGCUGCAGUGUUUGAAAUAUCUCUUCCUGUCACACUCCUCUCUGCUUUAAUUUGAUCUCUUUCCCAGCUGGGAUGUCAGAAAACAUAUCUUAAUGAGAGACAGGAAGACGAGAGAAGAUUUGUUUGUAGUUUGAUCCAAAUUUAACACUAGAUACAUUUUCUUUCAGGCAGCCGUGUUGAAAAAUUCUCAACAUCUCCUUCUCUUUCCAGCCAGCUCACUAUCUGAACCACUAGCCUAAUAAGAGCACUGUUCAAACAUCGUACCCCGAAUUCCAUUAAAUUUCUAUUUUUAUGUAGUUGUCUUUAGCUUUAAAUACUUAAUCCCCCCUCAGACGCUGUGGGACAGAAGGUCUGAACCAGCUUCCUCUACUUCCCCCUCCUUUAGCACCAUGCUGUGUCUCUGAGAGGACGUAAUCUUUGGUGUGUUUUUAAAAAAAGGGGGUUUGAGAUCUGUGUGAUGUUAGAUCUGCAGAACCCCGCUGUUUGAUCCCAGAGAUAUUUUGAAAGCUAAUUUGCAUCUCCAGAGCACUUAAAAAUUUAGCAAAGAGUCUGCUAUUUCUGCAAUCAUCCAUCUUUAAAUACAGGCAGUCAAGAAUGAGCUGUGUGACCUCUAAACUUUUGAAAACUUUUAUUUAGUAUAAUCCUGUCCAUUAUGUUGCUAUAUAGUAUGUUUUUUUCUGAAGGUAUUUAAUGAAUGUAUAAACGUCCAUUAGGAGGGGGCUUCUGGUGUCCUUAAACAUACUAUUUUGUAAUGCUGUAAAGUCCUAGUCGACUAAUCGACUUACCCCUAAUUUCCACCGCAUCCAGAACGGCUACGAAAAGGCUGUAUCCGCCAAUUGUAGCUGAUCAUAACCAUUCAAGUUAAUGUAUUCCACCGGCUACUUUCCGUGGAUUGCCGGACUCCACAGCUGAUCGCAAGAGUUCUAUUUUUUCUGGACGCGGGAGCAUGGUGGAUAAAUUCAGUACAGAUUAACCUGUGCUGGAAAGGAAGUCAGGUACAGACACAAAAUAAAACAUCCGGCUUCUUUUCAAAAUAAAUUUCAGGGCUUUAGUCAACCAAGAAUUUAUUUUGUUGAUUACAGCCCUACUUUACAGAUAAACAGAAAUGACUUUUGUUUACAUUGUUAAAGGGACUGAGCCACAGUGAACUAUAUGACUGACAUAACCACAAUCUUUGUUGAAAAGAGGACACUUAAAAUUCAGCAUUAUGAAAAAAACAUGGAGUGUUUUAAAAUCCUAUUUCUAUGCACAUCGAAGUGAAUACAAAAUAAUCUUUGGGUCAGAAAUAUACUGAAAUGAAAUAUCUGAGAUGAUAUAUCAACAACACAAUGGUGUGUAGACAGCAGGCAAACUUGAGGACAGUGUUUGAGUUCUUCUUGGGUAUACAGAGGUUUCAGUUUCAGGGAAGAUAAUCUUCGCGGUCUACCUGUCCAUCCUCCUCCUGUUUACUGCAGUGCUCUUUGUUGUGUGACUCAACUAAUGACUCAGUCUUUUUUAGUGGGCUCAGACCUGUCUUCUCAUACACAAUGUACAUGCAGAAGUUUUCUCUAUCUGAGCUCAGAGAGUAAAAAUAAUAUAGUUAACAGCAGAUGUUUUAUUUUAGAAACUAGAUUUUUGACCUUGUAGGAACUUCAACACGAAACUUGACAGGAGUUUUUGCAAGAUGGUGCGGAUGAAUGACACAGACUGAAGAUAAACACAGAGUAGAUGUCAUGGGACAGCAGAAAGAUAAACACAAAACAUUUACCGUGGCAUCUUCAGCACAUUUACUGACAUAGAAGUAAAACUGAAACUAGGACUACGUGUCAAUAAUAGUGAGAUUAAUCGUUUUGAAGCUGAGCAGUGGGAGUUAUUUUUAGUCUCCCUUUAUUUUCACUUUACACCAUCUCUGAUAUAAAAUAGAUAAGGUUUAAGGACACAUUACUAUCUGGGUGUGUUCUGAUAAUCUCCCAGUCAAGCUGGUUUCUUUGGACUAACAGAAACAGAUUGUCCUGUGUCCUCUUGUAAUGAAGUAUUUUAAAUCCUGCCUCUGGAUCUCUGUCUUCUUCCCUUAUUAUUAGCAGAUAAUAUAAUCAGGAGACUAGAUUAGUACAGUAGUAUGAAGCAGCUUUACAGCAGUUUCAAGAUGAGCAUUAACUUAUGCCUUUAUUUACUGUAUGAUAAGUAUUUUUUCUCCAUUAGUCAUCAUUGACCUCUCUUCUUCUCUGUAGGGGUGCUGGUGAGCCAGCUGUCUCGGCCAUGCCGGAUGAUGUUGCUCGUGAACCCACAGAGUGGGAAGGGACAGGCGCUGACUCUCUACAACAACCACAUCCAGCGCAUGCUGAACGAGGCGGGAGUCCCACACACGCUGGUCAUCACCGGUGAGUGAGCGAGCGAGCGCACCUACCACACAGAGAUCAGAGUUAAAGCUAGAGAGCAUGACGCUGUAAACGACACUGCACAAACAUAUUCUUGUUUAUAGGUCCGCUCAAGGUUUUGUUCUUGCUCUCUACUCGUGUUUUUCAUGCCUUCGGGUGAAUGAGAUAAACUUUACUUUUAAUUACAUGCACAUUUUUUGUGUGUGGGCUACAGGAUUAACAGAUGCUAAAUUAAUCCAUCAGAGGAGGGCGGGUUAAUUUCGUAUUAAAUGUCUCCUGAAGUUAAGACAUUUAAUCUCCACCUUCUCUACGGGUCAGAGGGACGAGGCCAUUAUAAGUUAAUGAGGUCUUUCAAGAUAGUGUAUCCCUCUGGUUUAUUAAACAGAGGUUUUAUUUAACCCUCCUCCUGUGUUAGUGUCUGCACCGACCCUUGAUUUCAACAGCUUAAAAGAAACACUCAAAUUAGCUUUUGUGCAUCAAAACUUUUUGACUUUGUCAGGAACCUCUAUUUCAACAAAAUAAAAACAAAAAAUUAAAUUGACUAAAUUAUAAAAUGCUCUUAUUAAAAUUAUGGCACUUGAAGUGUUGGGGUCACCGUUGACCUGGUUAGAUCAAUAUCUAAUAAUUGGAGCAAAAACUGAAAUCAUAAGUGCACUGACAGGCAUAAAACAGUCAGAUCCUCUUCCAGUCAUGUGAGAUUUAGGAAAUUCUCAUUUUGCCAUGUUUUUCCCUGCACAAAAACAGCUUCAGGGAUGUCCAGACAUGUGAGAUCAAGUCAGUAUGGAUGUCUGUGUGAGGGGUAUACUGACAAAGAAAGGCCCAGAGGCCCACUACAAAAAAUAUUAUGACCAAUAUUUUCAUGGAUAAUAAAGCCGAAUAAGGUAACCUAGAGAUGAGAACCAGACUGGAUGAUAGAGAAUUGUUUUUAGUGUAAUUUACAGCUGAUUUAAGACACAGGUCCAAACCGACCCUUAACAUAGUGGGUGUGUAGUAAAAGCUAACACAGGAGGAAGGUUAAGAAUAUAUAAAUUAAUCCUAAAUGACAAAAGGAAAGUUUUUUAAAAAGAUCCAUUCGUAGCAACAUACAAAAAUCUCCUGUUUUCUCAUUGUAAUUUUAUCAUCUCAUCUGGAUCUCAAAUCUUAUCUAAAAAAACACAGUCGGGACCAACAAAUCUGUCUCUGAUGACAGCUGCUGGGAUGGGCAGCAAACACAAACACACACACACACACACACACACACACACACACACACACACACACACACACAAACACACACACGCUCUUCAUGCUCUAUUAAUACACAACACAACAAAACCCAUAAUAAUAAAAACAACAACGCCUCGCUUCAUGUCCCAGUGCCCCCCUCUUGAUAAAAUCCUCCUCAUGUUGUCAUCAUUAUUACACUGAACUACCUCUGACCCACACUAGUGCAGAACUGUUACGCAAUCAUAAACAUGCAUACGCUCAGUCAGACACACAUAUGGAUUAAGACACUUCCAUGAUAAAAACACACAUUUGCAUGAAAUCCCCCUUUGCCGUGAUUUGAUGCGUGUUAUAAUCUUGUGGGGCUUUGCGUUGAUUUAUUUAUAAACCACACUGGUUGGAAAUGAUCAUUCAGAAACACACUCUCAAUACAAACUAUAAAAACACAGAGUUUUCACUCGUCCUUUAUUUGGAGUUUAACCCUCCCCCUGGGCUUGUACAUAAAUCAUCUCAGCAUCAGAUAACAGAAAAAUAACUUGUCCUUCAUCAUUGUAGUGCACACAGACAAAACAAAGAGAAGAGAGAAACAGAGAGAGAGAGAGAGGACCACACAGGUGUACACAUGAGAAAUCAUUUUACUGCUGCUGGGCUGAAAUACACACAAAACUAAGCUUUGCGACAAGAGAUGUACUUUUGACAAGUUAAUCCUGGAGAAUACAUAAGAGCAGCUUUAAUCCCCCAAAGCUGCAUCUAUAUAAAAGAGCAUGACUAGUGAAAGAGGAAGAUUUGGACACCACAGUGACAGACAGUCUCUUUGACGGCAGCACUUCUGAAUUAAAACCAUUGUUGUAAUCUCUUUCUCACAGCCUUAACCCUGACUGACGACUUGUAGAAGAGAUUUUUUUAGGUUGUUACACGCUGUAACAAUCCUCACUGAGCUCCACUGUAUGAGAAACAAACUACUGUCCAUAUUUCACUGGAGACAUUAAGGAUGAAAACAGUAAAUAAACUCCAGCCAACCUAAACCUCCGCUAUUUGAAAUUUAGCUCAACUUAAUAAACACAAAAGUCUGUGGGCUCUAUUUUCGUGCGCGCCGGUGAGGCGGCCGAGGGCGGCGAGCCCCGCGCAAUUGUAUUUUCGUCUGGCGGAGCCCAGCGUAAGGCCAAUUUGGUAUUUUCGUGGCAUGAGCCGCACGGAGGCGAGCCGAGAUCCGCCAAGCUGGGCGUGGUGGUGUGGCAGGGGGAGGUGUCGACAGAAUCAGCUGGCGCAGUGACAUUUUCGUGCUCGCCAACGGCGUGUAAAGUGCGCUGAAAGCUCGCCGAUUCAAACCUGGUCAGCUUUCAGCGCAAGGCGGAACGCAGCUGGUCUGGUAGUAUUUUGGUAGACCGGCGGCGUAUCGACAUACGUCACUGAUGCCUCACCGGCAGGUUUCCACAGUGUCAGGCAGAUUUCAGUGCAAUAAAUAAUCAUCAUCAACUAUUAAUCUGAGUCAGCACAUAUAUUUAGAUCUAUAUCGAUAUAUUCUGAUCUAUAUCUGAUCUGAUGAGCGCGUUUGGCACGCGUUUGGACACACAACCUGACCGAAUCAACACAGCUGAAACCGCAUCAAAUUAAAUUAAAUAUCUAGUAAAUAAACACACAUGAUGAAGUUAACAAGAUAUGUAAUUCGUCUCCCUCCUUUUCUUUCUUCCUCUUCCUCUUAUUUCUCGCACAGCUCGACCUGGACACGUCUCCGUGUCCUCUGUCCGUCUUGCUGCUGCUGCGGCUGAACAGAUGAUUUGUUUCAGUGCUCAGAUGUGUUAUCUACUUUAAGCCGACAUACGGAUAUUAUAAUAUUCAGUUUUGUGGGCCAAAUUUAUUUUAUAUGCCAACAUCUAUGAAAGAAAGAGCCAGGCCACGGAGCGCGAUGCGUCAUUUACGCACAGAUGGUUCCGAUUUUAAUGCCAUUUUUGGAAUUUAUGUUGUGAUCUGUGCGCUCAACCCACCUUUGUCACGUGAGGUUUGAAUAUGAGCAACUUUAUGUGAGUGUCUUUAUUUGUGGAAAAGGGCGUUUGUCUUACCAGUGGGUCCAACAUUACGCACACUAAAUCCAUCUGUGCUCAUAUGAGAGAGUGUGGAGGACACUUGUUGAGGAGCUGCCCUCUGUCGCCAUCUUGUGGCAUUACUGUCUUAAGACAUCUCUUGAUCUCUUUGACUACUUCAUGAAAAUAGUAAUACGCCUCGCCGGUGGCGGAUUUAAAGGCAAGGAGAGGAGCCUAUGUGAUUGGUGAAAACAGGUCUCGGCUGUGUUAAACCCACUAUACGGCCUUUCUCCUCCCAGUCUAUGACUUAUGGUGCUGGGAGGAGCUGAGUUAGGGAGGGGGGAUACUUACGCCGGGCUGCGCGGCUCACCAAAAUACCAAAAUGUGCUUGGGAACGCCUUGUCAGCGCGGCGGAUCUGACUGACGCUGCGCUUGCGGCACGUCUCCGGCGAGGCACCAAAAUAGAGCCCUGUGUAAGUUUGAGCUAAAGCGGAAAUUUUUAGAGGUUUAUUCUUCUGUUAACACACCAAUUUAGCCAUGUUCCCUUAUGUACAGUACACUAAUGUACAGGUCAGCUGUCGAAGGUAGUGUUUAAGACACACUUUAAAUUUGAGAUAAAGUAAUUAAUUAGCCAGUUAAUGCUGAUAAAUGGCAUUUUGAAAUGAUCCACAUUUGCUGAAAUGUUGAAAAAGCUGAUUUAAAAUUAAAAAAAAUGUCUGUAGACACUUAAAGGCAGCCUUGUCAGCAAAAAUAAUGUCCUUCUAAAUGGUAUUACAUAGGGAUGGCCGAUAAAUUAUCAUUCACAAUAUAUCUUUAGAAAAAUCCUCUAUGAUAAGUUUUUGCCAUCUCAUGAUAAAUACGACAAAUGCAAGUUGAUGACGUUAGAGUGAAAGUCCCAUUCGUGACAAGAGCAGCUCUCUGGGAUCACGGGUAUAAAGCUCAUAAUUUACACAUCAGCAGGUAACUUGGGAUCUCUCUUGCUCUCUAGCCUUCAUAGAAGUUUCUCCUUUGUUCCCUUUGUAGUUCACAAAGGUGUCCUCUCGAGUCCACAGUAAACGCUUAAACUUAGUUUCUGUCUUUUUUGAAACCCCUAGACUCAGGCAGCUGAUGAGAGCACUUCAGGAGGACGAACAAGACAAUCAAUCUAUAUUUAUGUUGUACCAGUUCACAACAAAUGCUGCCUCUAGUCUUGACCAAACUCUUCUUGAAGACCUUACAUAAAGAAGGGAUAAUAUUAAGGCCCCAUCUUUAUGAUCAGAUCCUCCCUGAUCCCAUCUUCAACAGCUUGUGUUCGUCUCAUUUGUGACAAAAACUUCCCUCACAGCAUGUCUAUCUGUUGCUGUGUAUCUUGUGCAUCCUUGUUGUCAUUUGUGAGAUCUGUACGGCUCAAAGUCUUUUGUAUGCAGAUGCUGGUGAAACAAGGCAGACCUAUUAUUGGAUCUUUGUCUGUGUGGCAGCUGUGAGCUCUGCCAGGGGUGCAGGGCAGAUGAAGGAUGACUGCACUGCUGUGGGAGGCAGUGUGUGUGUCUUUUUGUGUGAGUUUCUGCACGUAUAUACAUGAUAGUAAAGACCGCAUGAUGCUCCCUUGCAGGCAGUGUCCCCCUCUGCUGCCGGAGCAUCCUCAGACGUCUGUCAGAGAGUAUUAAUUAAACAACAGCGACAUGCUCGUCUUUCUCUCUGAGCUCGGACUGAUCUGCUGAGUAUACAUAACAUAUAUCGACCAGAGGUGACAGAUAUUCUCUCAAACAACCACUCUGUUCCGCUCUUUUUUUGUCUCUGUCUUUGCCUUAUUGUCUUUUAAAGCACAGUGCAGUUUAUACAUAAAAAAAUUAAAGUUAUGCCUCAUUUAACAGUGUGCAUACUGUGUCUGUGCCAUGCCCACUGUGAAUUUAUGAAAAACGUUUUCUAUAAAAAUGCACAGAGUGGACGCAGAUCCGAUAAAAAUCCUCAGAAAACCUAAAAGUCAGUUUUGUUUUAUUCUCAGGACCAUUUAGUGAACAACAAGAAGGAACAUUGUAACCUUGUUUGCUGGAAAUAGUACAUUAGUAACCUUUACAGCGACAGCAGUUGACCUUAAAAUGCUGGACUCAUACUCAGCAUACUCAGAUGCAAAACUGGUAACAUGCCGGUUUUAUAAAAUCACUUUAUUUGUAACAGCAGUAUCGUGAGGAUAAAAGCCAGAAAUACAAAUGGAGAGCUGGUGUCAUUUUCCAGGCGAUGAUGGCGUCUUUAUGGUCUGAAAUAAAGCAGCUCAUUAAAUGAGGCCAGUUUGAAUAUUCACUCAAGAAGACCAUAGGUUGACUCGCACUUUGCUGUUUUACUGAACUGCUUCAUGGCAAUGCAACAACUGAAUACAAAUAACCCAAGCCUCAAGUGGCCUUGGUUUCUCUGAUCAUUGCAUAUAUCUGAUUGUAUACAUUAGGUUUUUCAGGAAAAAAAAUUACAGUAAAGAUGUAGAGGUCUAAAAAAACUUGUGUAUUCUCAUGUAUCAAAUUUGAUACAAAUGGCGACAUAGGGUUAAGUAGUCAUUUCCUCACCAAAACAGAUGGGUUAACUAGUAAAACAGUAAAUUAAAGUCAUCCCUAAAGUCAAAUGUUGUCUAAAAUCAUUGUCAGCACUGAUAAGAAUGUGCUCUCUGACUGCGAUUUAAGCGACCACAAGUCAUACUGCUGCUGUCUUUAGCUCCAAAGCUGACUGGAUGUUUUGGAGUCUGAUUGAAAACAGAUGCUUAUUAACAGAGACUAUUAAAAAUUAAACAUUAAUUUUGUUUUGGCUGUUUACAGUAUUUUGACCUUCAAAGUUUCACUCACAUGACACUUUGGACAAAGUAAAUGUUGUAUAUUUCCAGAGCCACCCUGUUACAGGAGUGUGUCCUCCCUUCAUCACUAUGUGGCUCCUGAAGCAACAAUUUAACAAAAAUUAACCUGUCAUCAUUUCAUAAAACUGUAACUCGGUCACUAUUAAAACUUAGCUGAGGGCAUUUGGAGAACAGGAAGUAUGCAUCAGUGUGUGCAGCUAUCGGUAAGAGCCAUCUGGAUUUGUGAUGAUGUUUCUAUUGCUGACUGUCGUAUUCUGAGGAAAAAAGUACCUCCCAGGUCAUGUAUGUAGUAAGAAGGUCUGAGAUCAUCCAGUUUUGAUUUUUGAAUGUUCUCAGGAUUCACAAGAACUGACAGAUUGACAGAGAAACUGUGAGUUACAGCUAAAAUCUACUCUAAUAUUUCUUACUUCUUUCUUUAUGGCACAAUGCCCAACAAUUCAAUUACACACCCCAAAUUAUCCUCACAUUGUGCAGGCUUCACACGCUGGGAUUAGCAGUGUUACGGCUUGUUUUGUUACAGCUUGAGCAUAUUUAGAAGUUUAAUGGGCCGCCAUGCUCACACUGCAGUGUCUGUUCUGCAUAAACCAACGAUACAGGCUCUGCAGUCUACGGCUCUUUAACAGAAAACAACCAUCAAGUCGUUCUCAAAGGUUCAGCUUUGUGAAGCUUUUUGGGAUCACCACCUAAGGCACUCCCGUCUGUCUGUGUGUGUGUGUGUGUGUGUGUGCGUGCCCAUAUGUGUGUUAGAGUCAUUAGGGUGGUUACACCCUCAGGCAGCUGAAUAAGCUGUCACAGUGUUUAUAGUGUCUCUGGCUUCAACGGCACAAACACACGAUUGGGGGCGGUGCAGCUAACUGUCAUCACCUGCUGUCAUUUCGGUGGAGGAGGACUGCAGCUAUCAGAGAGCUGCAGUCAGGAUGUGUGUGACAGAAGGAUGUAGACUCAUCUUUACUGGGAUGAAACAGGGUCAGAGUGGGGACAGAGCCUCUUGUUGCCUCACAUGAACUUCAACCAUCCCAGUGGAAGUGUUUGAAACUCGACAACGUGUGAAAAUGAUGUUAUUCUGAUGCUUCCCUGAGCUCUUCAGCGCUUUAGAGGUUUUUUUUCAGCUUGAGGUUUUGCUGUGCAGUUUAUAAAGUUGCUGUUUUGGUCCACAUCGCUCUCAGAGAGUUGUUGUUUGCCACAGAAGGCAGCAGAUUUUCAGCUCAGAAGCUCUGAUAAACCCAUUGCGCGCAUGUUGCUCAGCGCAGACAACAACAGGCCGACAUAGUUACAGAUGAGAUUGUGAAGACAGUAGAGCAUUGCACAUAAAAGGAUGAAAAUAAAUCAGAUCAACAGCUGUGUACCAACAACUGUAAAACAAAGACUAUCUACUUUAGGAUUUUACUUUUAGCCACUUGUGAUGCACACGGUACAGUCCCACUGUCAGGCACAACCUGAGCGCUCACAUCGUAUGGAUUAAAUCAGGACGCAGCUUUAACAGCUGUAAUGAGGUUUACUUUGAAACUCCCUGGAGGACGCCAUCGAGCUGAUGUUCUUAAAUCAGGUCAGAAUCAAACCUCAAUUCGUGCAGUGCACACUUGGCCUCAUGUGUCCAUUUUUGCUCACAGCUGGUUUCUGCUUUGUCCCAGUUGCCAAGAACACAAACGUGUAGAGGUUUAAUAAUAUGAAAAUGCUCCUUUAUACAUGAUAGUGGUCUUUGUAUUUGGGUUGGUGGCGUCAAAGGAUUUACUUUUUGUAAACCGUUGGUGUGGGACAGAAUAGGGUCGGGUGAUAUGGCUUCAAAUCAAUAUCACAAUAUAUUGAGCAGUUCACCUCGAUAAUGAUAAAUGGACCAUAACUACUCCACAAGCUGUUCACCCCCUCCCACAUUAACUUUGUCUACUUCAGCUGCUGCUCCAGCCGCUACAACUUUUGAACCGUCCUAGGAGAGCAUCUUAAAGGGACAUGAGACCAUAGUCUACCUACACACAUCCAAAACCAACUUUUAUUUAUUCAUUUUUUGACACAGAAUAUAUUGACAUGGACAAAAUGACAUCGGUUAUUGUUGUAAAUUUCAGUAUCAUUAAAUUUUCAGUUUAUCGCCCAGCCCUAGGACAGAAUCUGGACCCUUAAGUGUAAAUGAAGCUAAUACAGAGCCUUGGCAGAUAAAAUAAAAAAAACAUGAAACAAUUUACACCUUGUGUGUAGCUGGACACUGCUUUUCUGCUGCUCUGCUUAUAAAAUCAGAGGGGAAAAGCCAUAAAGAAAGACAAAACAGCCUCUGUAUGGUUGUUAUAUAUAGAGAAAGGUGCACAUAACUAUCAAAGUCAUUUUUUGUUGUAGUCUGUUGUAAAAAUAGUCUUUUUCUGAAUGGCUCUAUCAGGGUUUCUUUGACUUUUAGAGCUGGGCCUGAGUGGACACUUGAGGAUCUGCAGUUUUUCGCCUUGCCUUUUAUUUAUACAGCUUUUAUUUUUCUCUGAGGUCUGUAGAAAACGCACAGAGAGGCUGCAGCUCUUCUUUACUCACAGAAGCCUGUUGGGUCAUCUUGUUAAACAUGAACCGCAGUGUCUGUUCAGGCUGUGACCAAAGGCCAGUAAUGAAGCAGGGAUCUGCAUAACUGUAAUGACUUAGUCACAAUCCACUGACUCAGCCCCAAAGGGAGAAACUCAGCUGGACAAACUGCUGCACUCCCCUCCCUCCUCUUCUCUCCUCUCUUUCCCUGUCCGGUCCUCUGCACCCACAAACAUUAAAACCAUCACAACUGCUGCCUGACUCGUUGUCUCUGUCCCUCCAUGCCUCUCAUUUGUUUUCUCUCAUCGCCUCGUUUUGAGCAACAAACUAAAACUGCUCUCUCCUCUCCUCCCUCCUCACUGCAGUGUCCCUGCUCCGCAGCUUUGAGUCUGAUCGGGGAUGUCAAUCCUGUUUAGUUUACGGCCUCUGCAUAGAUAAGGAAAUGUGAUGUGACUGGACUGAUAAAGAGGAAUUGAUUCCUUUGUCCUGCAGAGUUUGAGGAAGGGAGGCAGAGAAAUCAGAUCCUUCUCUAGAGGACUCUGUGUGUGUUUGUGUGUGUUAGUGUGUGUGUGUUUUCUUCCUCUUAUUGCGAAUUCACACAAUUGUGACUUGAAAGAAAAGAAGAAAGAUGGUAUUUAUUUGCACAGAAACAGAACAGGAACAAUUACAUUCAUGUCAGUGAUGUAAAGUCAGAUGUAGAAUAUGAUUGUUGGUGUUGGUGCAUAGAGAGAGCAGUAUUUAAGAGUUAUAGAGAAUUUACCUCGUCUUUCUGUUCUAGCUGUUGAUAUGUUAUGACUGCAGAAUGUAUUCAAUUUAAACAUUAUAUUAAAUAUGAUCAAAGCCCCAAUGAGAGGCUUUUUAACCAGCUGUGAAAAAGUAAUCGAUAGAUUUACCAAACCAGCAAUAAAAAGACUUUCUUUUAGACUUAAAGCUCCUGUGAGGAACUUUUUUUGGGGGGUCUGUUUAUGUGCGGUGCAAAGUUGUAGAAAAACAUCUUAAGAGCUGCAGGACCGUCUGUCCCCUGAACCUCCUCUCUUUCUCUCUGAAUCUGAGGGGGGAGGAAAAAAAAGGUGAAGAUGAUGAACCCUCAUUGUCAGAUAUUCCUUUGAAGGCUACACACAAGCUGAUAAUGAAAACAAGUUGUAUAAGGUGAGAGAAGUCCCCCUUGCCUUAUGUGUAAGGGGGACUUCCAGUAUACAAUCAGUUCAUGAGACCUGCUCCUCAGGGUUCAAUGUGAGUCGAAGACACAGGAUUGUAUUAAAACAGGAACAAAAAGCCCCUCAAUGAUCGCUGGAAAAGGAAAUAUCAGUAUGGAGCCAUGAGAUUUAGAAAUGUAUUUUCUGCACUUGAUUUUAGAAAGUUAUAGCUGCAGGUUGAUUCACAGAAAACAAAUAUUAAGUAAUAACACCAUGAUAAUACUCUCCUGUUAGAGCCUGGGCAUGUGUGGAUAAUCAUACGCUCUGUAUGCAUAAUUAACCUGCUGUUGUUAACAGCUUCCUCGGGGUAAACCUGCUGCUUUCGUCUGUCGAGGUUUUUCAUCAUUCUAAGUAGAAAGAGCUGAAAUUUCUGCCUUAAUUAGGAUGAGCACCUGCAGGAUGUAAACAAUAGGUCAGCUGUUUGAUCUCAGUGCGGUGUGAUGAUGCUCUGCUGUGCAUCGGUUACCUGAUGUUGUGGUUCAGUUUGGUCAAAAAUAUCAGCCGCAGAAAUAGACUGUUGGAUACAAAUGGAUUAUGACUUUAGAAGUGGGUGCUUGCUGACCAUCGGGCAAAAAUAAGAUUCAUACAUACUGCAUGAAAAACACCACUGUCCUUACUGCAAAGGGCAGAAAGACUAUUCACUGAGCUGUAGUUUCUCUGCUGUCAGACCAAAGGAAAUAUUACAUCAUUGAAAAAGGAAGUGGUCAGUCACCUCUUUGCUCUUUUUCCAUGUCUAAUACAGGCUGUAGUGUCAGCUCUGUAGAUGUUUAAAUGAUGAAGUUGAAAUAUAAAAGAUAAGAUGCUCCGUGACCUCAUUGUGUCACGAUUUGAGUGUCAGAGAAAGAGAGAGGACCCAAGUGAACACUGCUGAAAGUUUAUUUGAACUGGUGAAAAAAACAACCAGAUCCUCUAAACUCCAUUGUUGUCUUUCCUAACACCUUUUGUUUUUGACCUCAUGAUGUUUUCCAUCAGGGUUGAGGAAAAGUGGAAUAAAAAGGACUUAAGAGGGUAACUUUUUUGACCUCUCAAAUGUACACAGGGAUCAGACACAAGCUAGGUAAUCAAACCGAGGCGGCGCUGAACAGGACAGAGCGCAGUCACAGAGGAGUUUAGUAGGUAAUAGAUAAUGGCUUUGGUUUUAGUCGAAUCUUAUCAUUUCCCAUCCCUGUUAGUGUCAUUAUUUACUAUCAUGGCGGCAGCGGGAAGAAGGUGCUGCUUUACUUUGAUGUGCAGAAACGGAGCUCUUCUUCUACGUCUUGAUUUGUGAGAAGCAAAAGGGAAAUAAAAAGUAAGGAAAUACAUACAAGUUUUGAAAAACCACUCAUACAACAUUUUUCAGUUUUGACAUUUGAUAAGUUUGCUUUUGCCUAUUUUCAGUCAAAUAUGAUUUUUGCAAACCAUUCUGUUCAGUUUUUAUUAACAUUUUACACAAACUGUUUAUGUCUGUUGUUGCUCAAGUCGAGUCUUUCAGGCAAAAAAGGAGCCUGUAUUAUUGAUAAUAGUAAUAAAGGCAGAUAUGAAGGUACUUGACUGUUUUGGGGUUUGAAGGUGAAGAGUCAGUAUACGCAGCAGAAGUAUUAUAUCUUCUUCACUUGCUUGUCAGUGAAAUAACUGUACAGUUGUUGUCAGUACAUUUACUGAAGCAUUUUAGGAAAGGGGGGAUGUUAAAUGAGGCCAAUUAGAGCAGCCUGAUAAUUGCUGAGAUGAUUUUUUUGAGACAGGUUAUUGAAGUGGUGGACAGGAUGAACAAGGCUUGCUCUUGAAAACAGUGUCUUGAGGGAGUAGAGGUCAAAAUCCGGAGCUCAGAUAACUCAUGUUCUGCCAAAGGUGGUGUUGGAUUUCAGGAUGAUGCCAUCUCAGGUGGUUUCUUAUAGAUGAGCACAUCAACAUCGGUUUUGUCUGAGAUAAGUAACAGAGAACCGUCUUUAGGUCUUGAUUUCUUUGAGGUAUGCUUUGAAUUAGGUUAACUAAUGAGUGUCAUGUAUAUAACCACCAACAUUUAUGGAGUUUUUACCUGUAAGCUUGAAUUAGUUUAGCUUGGAUUAGUCUGAUAUCGUUGUCAAGCCCCAACUUCAUCAAACUCUGUGAAUAACAUCAUCAAACAUGGAGGGUUCAUCAAUCUAAUAAAAAAAGGACUUUGUGCUUCUUUGAUUCAGGUUGUUUAAUGGCAGAUGUCAAAAAUAAGACUGAUGGUUGUUUGAAAAGAUAUAAAAAUACAAUUAUAUGACAGGGUUUCCUCUUCUUAAUUGGAAGAAGGAAAAGAAGCAGAGUUUCAGGGCCUGGGUCGGCGGAAGAGUGAAGAGAGUGGUGACUGUGGCAGUCUGAUCCACUCCACUGCCUUUACUUCACACUUCAGAGCUUUUCUCCUGCCCUCUCACCUUCAGACUGUGAACAACAGUGAGACUGUCUCAGAGUUUAGAUCACAGCUGACAUCCAAACACCUGAUUCCAGAGAAAACAGAUAAUAGUCACAGUGACUAUCAAAUAUUGUAUUCUUAGUGGUCAUCUUCCUCCCAUUGUGACUGCUGUUGUUUCUUAGCUCAUUUAAAGUGUACUAAUUACACAGUAGGUCUAUUUUCCUUAUGAUUCCCCAUUUAAAAAGUUCUCUCCAGGAACCUCAGAUCUCCCACAUCUGACUUCACAGAAAUUAUAACGAUGCUCAGAUAUUCUUAUUGUUCUGAUGAUGAUAUUUUUCUUUUGCCCUGUGUCCUCUUAGUGAUUUUGUUCUCUCCAUAUUUAAGUAUAUCAUCUCCACUGAUGAUAAAAACAGACUCUCUCUCUCUAACCGAAGCAGUCCCUGUCACCAGCACUCCUCUCUAUUAGUUUGUUCAACCCUGGAUUAAUUUAACUGAGUGCCCCUGGGUAAUUGAGCUGUUCUGAUAUAAUUAGCAGAAUGCCACAUACUUCAUUAAAGUCUAUGUAUCGGCUUUCUCUCCCACGGUGAUUCUGUCGUCUGUCACUGAAGGAAAAAAGGAAGACAAGGAGGGCUGAGGUUCUGCUCUUACCUGACACCUUAAAUCCUGUUUUGCACAUGAUUUAAAUAAGACAUACGUCUUCCUGCAGUGUGUAACUUGAGCAAACAUCUUCUGAAAUGUCCUUGAGCGAGUCAACAAAAGCAUCACAACUCAAUUAGAGCAGACUCUGACCUCUGACCUCCGAUAUUUCAGUACAAGAGUUCACUCUGCCUGUUUCCUGCCUCCACACAGAGAGCGCCACUUUCUACUACAGUCUUUAUAAAGGAAAUAAUGAGCUGCAAACAAUUUCUGUACAGUUUUCAAUCUCUCUCUGUCUCUUUUUUUUCUGUGUGUGUGUUUGUGUUUGUGUGGCCUUCAGAGCGGCAGAACCAUGCUCGGGAGCUGGUGAAGGAGGCUGACCUGUCACAGUGGGACGCUCUAGUCAUCAUGUCUGGAGACGGACUUCUGUUUGAGGUAAAAAAAAAAAAACAAUCCAAGUGUUUGACUUUAUUUUUUUCUUCAAACAAACUCACUCCUGUCUACAACAGAGUAUUAUUUAAUUUUAAGAUGUAAUAAAGUAAUCACUUAUGAGAUUAUAGUCAGAAUAAAGUCCUUAUAUUCUAACCUGUUGUUUAAGAUGACAGUGUUUGAAAUGAGAGCCAUGAAGAAAAUUGUGAAAAUGAACUUCAAUAUGUUUCUCAAACAACAAGAUACUUAAUCUUUUGGCACAUCAGCACCUCAUUAUCAUAAGUAUCAUAAUCAUAAUUUUAUUAUGACUUCAUUCUAAUAAGUAAUCACUUUAUUACAACUUUAUUCUUGUUUGUAAUGACUUUAUUCUCAUAAAUUAACAACUUUACUCUCGAAGUCUUCAUUUUUUUUCUUAAUGUGGCCCUAAUACUCCGCUGUAUCUGCCAACAUGAUCAUUAUUCAGUAGCUCUGAUAUUGAUUAAUUACAGACAUGUUAAAUUGAUUCAGAUACGUCUCAUUAGUCACAGAGUUUUUUACCUGAGAUUCUCAAAUUGGCCAAAAUUAUGUAUUUUUCUGUCGUCUUCAUUGAGCUUGAUCUCAACCUUCAGUAUCAGCCAGUUUGUAACGAACUAAAAACAAGUAAAUAAGUUUGAAAAUCAUCUAUUAGACUUCAUUACUGUGCCGCAGCUAAAGCUGACCAACCUGUAAAUAAGUACUUCUUUCAGACUUUAUGACGACUACACCUGUAUUUCUCUGUGUCUGACAGGUGAUAAAUGGGCUGCUGGAGAGACCAGACUGGGAGCAGGCCAUCCAGACCCCGCUGGGUAUCCUUCCUGGUGGAUCAGGCAACGCCUUGGCAGCAUCGAUACAUCACUACUCUGGGUGAGACGCUCACAGAAUCCUAAAUGGAAACAAACUCAGUUCAUUCAGGUGGUUUAUAGGAGGUUUCAUGGCUGCUUUUCAGACUGAAAUGAGUUCCUGCUUUUUGCUCUUUUGUUGUCCUCUCUGAGCUUUGUAUCUUAUGCUUUUUUAAAGUGGUGGUGGUCGAUCUGCUGGGGUCUGCAGAUAUGUCUCGGUCUCAUGGGUGUCACCUCUGUAGCCGGUCAAACUCACAGUAAUCAAAACUAAUCGUCAAUCACUUUUAACGAUGUCAUAUUGUUGCAUUAAUUCUGUCUCAUGACAAACCCAGAACUCUCCAGAGAAACCAGUCGAACCAGUAAGGGAUCGUACAGCUUUGAGUCAUUUGAUUGCAGACACAGUGCUUCUAAGUUUCACUGUGUUCUCUUCAGCGCUUCUGUAAAUGCAAAUAUACGUCAGUGUCCUUUUGUGAAACUAAGCUGCAGACUCACUGCCUGCCUUUUGGUGCUUCUCAGGGUAGCGCACGCUCUUCCCGUACCUAAAUAAUUAAUGAUAAUGUCAUUUGAGUGAUUGAAGUUUGUUUAACCAGAGACAGAGAAGAUGCAGAAGUGGAGAAAGGGCUUCAAAUGUCUUUUUUUUUAUCAUUACCUUAUAAAGGAAACAAGAGCAUCAACUAGAUUAGAAGAUUGAAUGUUUCUGUUUUAUAUGUUUGCCACUUCUGCUGCAGAUGAGGUAACACACACGCAACUGUUACAUCAUGUAACAUCAUACCGUCACUUAAAGUUGGCCGUGCUCAUCCUGGGGUCCACUGUUAUGUGAGGACGCACCGAGGAUACUGCUCGCUGUGUUUAAGUCGCUGUAUUGUUGUUGUUUGUGUUUCAGACACUGUGCCCUUUCAUGCUGGAGUCACUGGGAGUCAUGGGGGAAAUUAAAAAAUAGCUCAAGUGCGUUGAGGCGCUUCUAUUUUCACUCGCUCUUACUGUCUGUGGGUCACCUUUAGCGUUUUCCUGCCCUUUUAGCGCUUGAUUUAUUUUGAAAUGUCACAGUGUUCGUUUCCUCUUUCUUUCUUUUUUUUGCUUUUAUUUAUUUAAUCCAUAUAUUUAAACUUGCGUCUCACUUAAAUGAAACACCGUUAUCAAAAAUGAGUCGCAUUCACUCUUCAUUUUGGCUGCAUCUGCCAAUCAGCUUCUCAUCAAACAAUAGACAUCCAGCCAGAACAGCAGUCACAAUGGGAGGAAGGGACCAGACUCUGUAUUGUUUACUCUCCUCUCACACUCACGGGGUAUCCAGAAAAUCUCUCUCUCUCUCUCUCUCGCUCUCUCUCUCUCUCUCUGGUUGCUGCAGGCUGUCCUGCGGUGGCCCUGGCUGCGGUGUAUCUGGUAUUAUUCACAGCUGAAUGUUGGGUUCACUGAGGCUGCGCGGAUCAAACGAGCGACAGCUAGAAUGUAUCCGGUAUUAUGUGAUGCAGUGAACAGGUUCGCUGAGUGAGGGUUUAAUGUGUUUUUCUGUGCACAAGCAGAAUGAGCGCGAGCUGGAACUUCACCUUCUGAAGUGACAGGUAUGACGCUUUGAUGUGAAGGAGAGUCUCCCUCCUCUGGCGGUUUACAGAUACUGCAUAGACACUCUUGAGCCAAAAUAAAUAUUCUUCGACAGGAGUCUGGGACACUGAUGUAUGCUGCUUUAUCUACUUUGACAAACAUUCAUAUAUCUUAAAAAUUUUACAAGUAUUUAGAAGCUUUUUAGUGUAGAUACAGUUAUGGCAAAAUAUUAACUUACAAGUUUGCAAAGCUUGAAUCUCUAAGACCGAAAAAGACAAUAAUAGGAAAUGUGCUGCGUCGAUGUUCACAGUAAGCUUCUAGCAGCCUUUUGCAAUCCAGUGGGGAGAAUAGAUUUUACUGGAAGUCAAGGCAGAGUUAAGGAUUUGGUGGGACCAAGGUUGGCCAGAUAAAAUUUCAUAAGGGGUUCGAUGUGCCUUCCUCCAUGACAGGAUUCUACAUUUAGUUUCUAUCAAAGUGACAAAUGAUCAUUUUUUUAGACUCUAGUUUUUGUCAAAUCACAACAUUUGUUAUCCAAAGACGCUUUCCAAAGAAAGAGCAGGUCUAGACCACGCUCAUGAUUUGAUGAAUUACCAAGACCCAACCUUAAGAUGGGACAUGAUCACGUUCAAGAGGUUUGAUUCUUAAACCCACUUCUCUUUGCAUCAUCAGCACAUUUAUAAAUAACAGCUUAUAGUAAUGUUUAUGAAGUGUUAGAAGCAGUGAUCAUAAUGCCUAAGAAAGGUAAAGGAGAAAACAUGAUUAUACGCUAGGGCUGGGCGAUAUGGCCUCAAAUCAAUAUCACGAUAUAUCGGGAAUGUUCGCCUUGAUAACGACAGAUGGACGAUAACUACUCCACAAGCUGCUCACCCCCUCCCACAUUAACUUCGUCUACUUCAGCCUUACAACUUUUGAACCGUCCUCCAUCUCAUCACCUGUCUUUCCCUCCUGGACUUUUAUUUAUUUAAUUUUUGACACAGAAUUUUGUUAUCGGUAUAUUUUCGGUCUAUCGCCCAGCCCUAUUUCAGACUCUAGUUUUUAUCUCAUACUGCCUGUGAGUGAUAAUAAGCAUUUAUAACAGAUUAUAGUAAUGUUUUAGAAGCAGUGAUCAUAAUACAUUGGAAAAGUAAAAGAGAAAACCUGAUUGUAUGCUAUCAUCACCGUACAAACUUAUACUGGUUUCCCUCUUUGUUGAUUCUCUCCUCAGACUGACUUUAUUCACCAUAAAGUCGUGAGAACUCUCUGACUGUUACAACGAUUCAUAAAUAAUGAUAAUCGUGAUGAAAACAUCAACAAUGACCUAUUUGUAAAGACCACUGUAAAGAAAGGCAGUUUUAGGAAGGUGCUGAUAAAAUAAUCGUCCAACACCGACCCCUAAAAAUUAAUGUUUAGAGACACGUUCGAACUUCAACCUGUUUCAUAACCAGCUACAAAGAUCCUCUCAGAGUUUUAAAGGAUCGAAGUAAGCAGAGUUGUUCUUCCUACCAAACAAUAAUCAGAAAAAAAGCAGCAGAGCAGAGGAGUUGUAGACGAGACUGUUUUUGCAAAGUAAGGCUGGUAAACAGAUUCAGGAUGAUGAAUAUGGAGAUAUCUGCAGGGCCAACGCUGCUGAACCCCGCUGAGACACUCAGUCCUCACUGUAAUUGGCUGUGGGUGGUAACAGCAGGCAAAUCUGAGUGUGUGUGUCUGUUUGUGUGCGUGACCUUCCACCUUGGUCUCCAUUCUUCCAGAUGGGGUUGUCUUUGUUGUCUGAAUGAACUGUCGAGUCUGAAGGCCCAUAAGCUAAUUCAGUCCCACCUCCAACAUUUUGUCCCUGAGUCUCUCCCCUCGCUCCCCCAGCAUCCCCCGGCCGUCUCCCUUCAUCACUCUGUGGGUCUCCUCCUCCUCCUCCUCCUCCUCCAUCUACUCCUCUCUCCUCCGUGUGUCUCUGAUUACACAAUAAGGUCACAGUUACCCCAGUAUUGUGUAACACUCCUCUUAUAGUUAACUACCAAAAACAGCCUCGACCCACUUCCUAACCCAGAAAUAUGAACUGAACCCUCUUGUUUUUAUUUUGGUUUAUGAAUCUUAUUAUUGAAGUUCUGCUGUAGAAGCUGAAAUUAUUUAUCGGUUAACGGAUCAUGAAAGAAGAAAAGAUGCUUCAGAAAAUGUGACGAUAGACUGAUGAUCGAUCGUUGAAAUAUUUGAAAAUAAUAAACAGGCUUUUAUUAUAUAUUCUGUUUUGAACUGAAAAUAUGAAAACAAACACUAAUCUUUGAUUUUUUGGUUGUAUAGAAAAACAAAUAAACAAAAUAUUGACUCAUUUUUUCGUUUUUCGAUUACUAGAUGAAUUGAAUGAAUGGAUAAUACAUGGACCGAGGAGCAUCCCUCUCUAGCUGAAGGUUUUUUAAUCUUCAUAGUUAUCAUUGAUUGAAACUUCUGACUGGCUCUAGUCAGUCUCUGACUACCUGGUUUAAAAAAAAGCAGUUUUCUCAAAGCAGCCUAGAUUAUUUUGUUUAGAAAUCGAGUCUCCAGGUAUGUUUUUGUCUGUGAUUGUGGUCAGAAACGGACAGCACGUUAAAAUAAAUUCAAGCUGCUCUAAUACCAAAACUGACCUGAAAUCACUCUGAAAAUAAAGAAACUUCUAAUCUUCACUUAUCUGUAUCACAUCUUACUAAGAAGGGAGAAGACGUCUAGAAAGUAAUGGCAGAUCAGGCUACUUUACCAGAGCUCGAAUAACCAUCAGCUGGUGAAAUCCACGGGUUCUACCUCAAAACUGGGUCAUCAAAACGCUGUGAAUUCACCGAUUGUUUCUAUACUGCUUUAGUUUUCAAGUUGUCACUUAGAUCCCCGUUGAAACAGCACUAUGAUAUUAGCUGUUUUAUUGGUGUUGGUGCUAGCUGCUGCUGCUGCUGCAGCUGUUUUGUUCGACACAUAUUUGUUUGGAUAAGAUCUUAUUAAGUGACUUAAAAGGUCGUAUAAAACUUGAAAUAUUCAUAGCUCAUGUUUUGCCAGUUGCAGUGAAACAGAGACCAAAUAUUCACUGUUCCGCUCGUUGUUGCAGUGCUUGUUUUUCCUCUAAUAACCUCUAAUGAAAGAAACUUUUAUUAGUUUUUCUAAUGGUAUAGAAAUGAAUUAACACCAUUAUGAAGGAUAAUGAAACAUUUCCAUUAUCAGGUGACUGCUUUAUAUUGUGUGUCCCUUAUUUGUGGCGGGGAUUUUCUACUUUUGUCUCCUUAAUUAAGGCAGCUGUAAUCUGAACUUGAAACUUUUACCUCUGUCCUAAGAGUUAAGAGUGAACUUAAGAGUUUACAAACACAGUUAACAAAGUUUCAUUUUGUAUUUGUUGAAUUUCUGUUAGAGAAACUGAUUAUUCGCGGGACUUUUGUCGUAAGUAUUAAGAACCAUUACUGAUUUUGGUCAGGGAUGUCCCGAUACAACUAUUUUGCUUCAGAUACAAUACCGAUAUUGUAGCCUUCAGUAUUGGCCGAUACUGAUAUUAGUACAAACAUGUGCAUUAAAAGUUUUGCACUCAGCUACAGCGUCUUUUCAGACUCUGAAAGAUACUGCCACACGGCCGACAUCACUCCUACUCCUUGCUACUUUGUUAGUACCUUAAUACACACUGUUGUUGUGAUAAUGUGGGCUCUGCAUGCUAGAUUCGGGUGCUACUAGAUAGAGGUGCUGGACUGGAGUCUGGAAUGGACUGCUUGUAUCAGAGUGCUGAUAUCGUAGAUUUUAGAUGCAGGCCAGUAUAAUCCGAUAUAUAUUAUUUUGCUCAUAUUGGACCGAUAUCUGAUAACAAUAUUGGAUCAGGACAUCCCUCAUUUAGGUAGAGUUGUUUUCAGUGGUUGCCACCCCUGGAUGGUGGAUGGAUGUUUCUUAUAAGAUCUCUGUUUUUCCAACUUUUAAUAUCUCCUUUAUUUCUCUUCUUCCUCCUCUGCAGAUCCUCUCCAGUGUCCAGUGAGGAGCUCCUGCUCAGCUGUGGUUUCCUGCUCUGUAAAGGCCUCGUGUCCCGCAUGGACCUGGUCUCCAUCCACCUCUCCUCCAGCCCUCGUCUCUUCUCCUUCCUCUCGCUGGCCUGGGGCUUCGUGGCGGAUGUCGACAUCGAGAGCGAGAAGUACCGUCACGUUGGGGCGGCACGGUUUACAGUGGGCACUCUCGUGAGGCUGGCGUCUCUCCGCGUCUACAAAGGUCGGCUGGCUUACCUGCCGGCCUCCGAGGACUACAACAACCAGGAGGGUUUGAGGAACAAUGUGACUCUACACUGCAACAAUCAGACGUUAUCUCUGGAUCUGUGUCACCCGUCUAGAGACUCUGUCCGCCAGAACACCUUCCACAACUCCUGCCACUCCAACAACUCCCUCAAAGUGCGGCGGACGGAGAGCACGGUGUCCAAAAGCCCCUCUAAAGCUCUCAGCGGCCCACCAGACUCCCUGCUGCUGCCUCUGGACCAGCCCCUCCCUGUAGACUGGGUCGCAGUGCAGGAGGAAGACUUCGUCCUCAUGCUCGCCAUGUACCAGUCCCACCUGGCUGAGGACCUCUUCGCAGCACCGGACGCCGCCCCGGACGACGGCGUCAUCCACCUUUUCUACGUCCGAGCUGGAAUAUCUCGUGCUGCGCUGCUGAAGCUUUUCUUAGCGAUGGAGAAAGGCGCUCACCUGGGGACAAACUGUCAACACCUGGUGUACGUAAAGGUGCGAGCGCUCCGACUGGAACCAUUCUCACCUAAAGGGAUCAUAACGGUGGAUGGAGAAGUGGUGGAGUACGGACCAGUGCAGGCAGAGGUACACCGAGGCCUGGGCAGACUCAUCACCGGAUGAAGCGAACCGACGUCAUCGCUAGCUUUGGUCGGUCCUCAAUAAAAACAUUUUAGCUUUUUAAAUUAGAAGAGUGCAUGUGAAGAUGGCGAGCGAUGGAUGAAAGAGUGACCCCGAUAUGAAGAUAGACCAGAGAAAACAACCGAUUUUAAGAAUAAAUGGACACCAAAAAGAGUAAAGAUAUAUAUUUAUAGAUGAAAAUGAUCAAUCGGUUAUUUGUUGUUUAAAUGAUAUUUCACCUGUUUCAUUCUGUUUGUUUUUUUCCAUAAUUGGGGCACUUAUGGCAGGUACUCAGUAUUUCAGAGUUUCCUUCACUCAUAAUUAUCACAAAUCCAGGGAUCGGUUCAGAAAGAGCAGUGGUGUGACUCUGAAAAGGAAGGAUGUCUGUUAGAUGUCUGUUUGAGUUUGGUUUAUAAGGGAAACAACAACUGCAGUUUAAGAAGAUAUUCAGUCCUAUGAGCGGAUUCUCCUUUUUCAAAUGAAUCCCUUAAAGUCUGAGUGGUGUAUUUUAUUGUUAAAAAUUAAAAAUAGCGUUUUUUGGGGGCUUUUUCAGUUUGAAAUAAAAUAAUUGGGAGCAUUAGCAUUGGAAGAAAAUAUUGCAAAAUGACAGUGGACAUUUUUAAAUGAUAACAUAAAUAUCCCUGUAAUGUAAAUCUUAACCCCAAUUUUUAAAAGAGUGAAAAUAUUUCAACGCUUAUUCGCUGAGCUUGUAGUUUUUCUAAAUCCCUCUGACACUGGGUUUUUGUGACGAUGAUGGGCCUCUUCUUACAAACAUAAACCUUUAACUUCAGUAGCACAUCACUCAUCAGCACUUUAAGUGUCUGUUACAUCGUCCUGUCUGUCAUUGCAUGAGUAAGAUGUCUGACAUAUCUCUCUGAGUUACAGCUUCUCGUGGUGGGUAGAUCGAUGUCUUCACAGAGACAGGCACUGUGUGUGUGUGUGUGUGUGUGUGUGUGUGUGUGUGUGUGUGUGUGUGUGUGUGUGUGUCUGUGUGUCUGUGUGUGUGUGUGUGUGUGAUGCAGUAUAUGCCAAGUAACUGCGCUGAUGUUGCCUUGGUUUUCACAUUAGAUCAACAGGCUUUGUGACUGUUUAUUAAUCGCAUAGAUCCUUAAUCAGCCCUGCGCCGCUGUUUUUGAAGGUCUGACUGUUUUUUUAAUUAGAUUCUGAAAAAGGAGAAAAUUAUUCAUCUUAACUCUGAAUUUAAUAAUAGUAAUAAUAAUAAUAAAAAUAACAUUUUAAAAAGUUAAAAUUAAAAUUAAAAAAGUCCAAUUUGAAAAGCAAAGAGUUCAGCUCAAAAGUUAUCACAGAGAGUCAGUAAUAAAGAGUGAAGCGUCGUCCCUUUUUCUUCCGAUCAUUUCAAGCUCUUAAUCUUGUAUCUUUAUCGUUGAUUAUUCUAUUUAUACCCUGAUAGAAACAAGCAUGUCUAAAAGAAGACAUGUAUCAUGUAUCAAGUGUAAACCCUCUCCAGGGUUGAAGGUCCAGACUGCUGAUAAUUUCUCCUCAGAGUUUGCUGCAGCAGUUCGUCACAGUCCUCAGUUUUAUGCCAGUUAGUUGAUCUAGUUUCAUUCAUAGUGACUUGCAGUUGAGGUUUGUUUGGUGAGACGUCUCCUCCUUACUAUUAUUUAUUGUGCCAUCUGAAGGUCCGCUCAAAUGUUCGGUGCUGUUUUGUCCCGUCUGUGGUGGUUCAGAAACCACGAGCUGAUCCAGUCGAAGUGAAAGAGCGGCCUUCCACAAAACAAAACCAUAGUGGCUCCUGCAUCCGUCUUCGUCCUCCUCCCUCUCUCUCUUUCUUUCAUCCAUUCAUCCUUCGCUGCUUUCACUGCUGCAGUGCUCUGCAGAGCAAUCUUCGGCUCUGUGUCUCUGGCCCAGGCUGCUUCUUGGAAACACAAACACACAUCACAGAUGUCUCUGAGGAAGAUUCAUCUUAGAUCCCCACCAAGGUGUCCUUACCAUCCAGCUUUAAGUCACAAAGAGGGGAUGAUGACAGGAUAGGUCAGAGUGAAAUGGACUCAGAGUAGUCCUGCCUUAAAUGAGUCUUCAGGGGGGUUAAAACAGCGGCUUAUUGAGUCCACAGAGACGGGGAGGAGGGGGUAGAUAUCGACAUGUUAAAUGCUGCAUGAAGGAGGCGGUGUGUUGUUCCUGACAGGGCGCCCUCAUUCUUCCCUCCUCACCACAACAAAUCAUUUGGGAGCAUUAGCAAACUGUCCUCGCUGACAAGAAGAACGACGGAUGUUUGAUUUCUCCUCCAGGCGCAAACAGAAACUGUAGGAAUCGUAAAACUUGUGGUUACUUGUCAUUUUAAGUGCAAAGAAACCGGCAGGGUUCGAUUCCAAAGCCCUAGAUUCCCAGCAGGAAUGUCCCAUUAUCUGCUUCUGUGUUGAUUCUGUUAAGUUUUGACCAAAAUUGUUUCUCUUGAAGAUGUUUUAAACAUGAUAUUUGCACAUUACUAGUGUGAUGCCAAUGCCGUUUCAAAGCCUUCAUGGGGCGCUGUGGCCCGUUUUGUGAUUAAAAUGCCAUUUCAUUCAUUCGGUUUUACUGCUCCUCGUGAAGGACGAGCACAGACAGUGAGAGAAGUACUUGAAGACAGACCCUUCCUCUCUGCUUUUGUUUCAUUAAAAAGGGGAAAUGUGUUUGGUUGCACUUACAACAUGAGACCUGUCUCUGCAGGAGUUUCCCAACCACUCGGUUAAAAAGUUAAUACUUGUGAUCAUUUCAAAGGUGCACCAAAGAGAGGUUGUUCCUGCAUUAGAUAUUACAUUUAGAGGCCUUAAGAUUAAAAAAAAAUACACUUAAUAAUAAUAAUAAUAAUGAUGAUGAUGAUAAUAAUAAUACUGUGCAGCUGGAAUGUUUUUUUUUUUUGUCUCCUCGCUGAUCAAAGUGCUGCUGACAUGACUGUUUUCAUACAUUUUGUUCUCUAUGCAAAGUCAGGUAUGUGGAGUGAUGCAGUGAUCCUUUUUGAUGUGCCUUGACUGUGCUGCCUCCUGGUGGUGUGAACAUAGCAGUGCAUUCAUUGCUUUCUCUUCUGCAACAAGGCUGACAAUGACUCACAUUCCCAUCACCAUCUUCUUUUUGAUGCCGACAUGCUGGUGAAACUUGAGACGCAAAAGAGAAACAUCUACAGCGUAUAACUGCGGCAUGGAGCUUUCUUUAUAUACCUGCAUUAAACUUUUACCAAUACUGAUGGGCAAUACCGAAGCCUCCUCAUCAAUGAUUACAGAGGAGAACUUCAGCUUUUUCUAAGAUAAUGAUGGACUAGGCUGGAUUAUUGUCAGAAAAGGAACAUAGUUAGUCUCACUGCUGAACUGCUAUUUGAGUCUUUUUUUCCUGCUACUUUGAACUGUUGUCCUCUUGAGUGUUUUAAUGUUGCUGGUGAAGGGAAUCUUUACUGUUUUUGUUUGUUUUUGCACACUGAAGAUUAAAUGAUUGAUACAUCACAGAGAGAUCUAUUUUUCCAUUAGACGAAUGUCUGUAAUUUUUCUAUCGUCAAAUCAAACAUUCUGGAAAGUGGAGUGUUUUUGAUUGAAAAAUAAAUGAGAUGACAAAAAAAAAA
Messenger RNA from Xyrichtys novacula (pearly razorfish), 40802 nucleotides. NCBI's taxonomy places the organism in Eukaryota, Metazoa, Chordata, Actinopteri, Labriformes, Labridae. The record is from the annotation of a GenBank genome assembly.